GCGAGAUCUAGAUUCCAAGGUAACAUGCGGAGACAAGCCUCGCAGACAAUGGAACUACUGGGCGCAGAUUCGGUUGAGGCCACAUGGGAUGGCAGAAACACUACUGUACCUAACAUUAUACCAGCAGUUUUGGCGGCCGGUGCUGCAGCCACACUUGCAACUGAGGCUUGAGGCAUUCGUUGGUCCACCAGCCCCCGUUGCGGGUCAAGCGUUCUGUUUGCUCGGAAAUUUAUCAAUCCGGUCCCGUCCGGCUUGCGGAAAAUGUGAACAGCCGCUUUGGGGGCAACCAAUCGAACAUGAGCCAGGACAAGAUGGGGUUAGCCCGCCGCGUCCGCACCUUGGUACGAAAGUAGCACCGAUGUCCGUCAGCGGGAACAAUAAUAGGGAGAAGCCUUGGUUUUAGGGGCGAACCCCAGCCACCACUGCCUUGUUGUUAAAUCCACCAUCCGAAAAGGGCUACGUCAACGCCGGUCUGAAUUUAAGUGCUUACCCAUAGCAACCAUCCCAAGACUGCCUCUGGGACGAAAAUAGGAUCGUCGUUCGAAGCGUUUUGCUGAUGAUGGGUUUUUUGUGUUUGGUUUUUUAUUCUGGGAUGGCUGGCGUGUGUCAGCAAUGCACCGCAACACGAAGAACACCGCCACGUCAAUUCGCUGCUGGACACACCCAGACUGGUCAGGCAGGCAUUUAAUCGGCGUUGGCUUUGUUGUCCCUUUGACUUGUCAUGUCCAUGCAGCUCUGUGGCUUGUGAAAAAGGGGAAGGGUCCACAAGAAUAUCUAAAUCUGUAACGUGCACGUACCA
Messenger RNA from Pyricularia oryzae 70-15, 799 nucleotides. RefSeq lists its product as uncharacterized. Lineage: Eukaryota; Fungi; Ascomycota; Sordariomycetes; Magnaporthales; Pyriculariaceae. The coding region runs from base 89 to 403 and encodes 104 amino acids. The transcript has 2 exons. The record is from RefSeq and is a predicted model, not a curated record.